Messenger RNA from Durotheca rogersii, 1712 nucleotides. RefSeq lists its product as uncharacterized. The transcript has a single exon. Bases 254 to 1108 code for a protein of 284 amino acids. The record is from RefSeq and is a predicted model, not a curated record. NCBI's taxonomy places the organism in Eukaryota, Fungi, Ascomycota, Sordariomycetes, Xylariales, Xylariaceae.
GCCCCAACAAAUCCGCCCCCCCCUAUUUGUAUACGUCGCGCAACAAUCAGCUUUUUCUUCCCGCUCGCCCCCCUCCCCUCCACCAACCACACAAAAAGCCGACUAGGCGGAUGUCGCCAGACAGGUCGACACCUUUUUUCUCUUUGCAAACUUGUCUAAUUUGUCGCCGGGCUCCCUUUCGCCAACCAUGAAUUUAUGAUACGCUGCCCUGCGCUCUUAUGGUUCCUGACUAUCCGGACAGCCCGUCUGCGCUAUGACGGACCCCUCUCUGUCGCUGUCCUGGACUCAGAUCCUCGUAGUCACCGCGCUCUGCCUCUCGGUGACCGUGAGCACCCAGGUGCUCACCAACUAUACCGCCUCCUACCUUACCGCGCCCCUCGAGAUCGCUGCCUUCCUCGAGAUCGUGAACUCCUCAGCCGAGGUAAACAAGGGAUUCGAUAUCGACGUCGAGAAGGUGCACAAGUUCAAGGAUAGGUGGCAACUCGACCAGCUGUUGCGCGACAUCCGGCGGAACAGCGAGGCUCUGCGCGAGGAUCUGAGCCGUAUCACCAUUUCCGAAGGCGGCACGACCUUGCGCACCAGCGCCCGCAUACUAUGGGCCAUCCACAAGCCGCGACUGGAAGGGCGGGUGCGGCGGCUCGACGUAUUGCGCGCCCACUUCCUGGUCGAAUACAUGAGCAUCGUCGCCACCACGACGAGCGACCGCGUCAUCCAAGCCGAGAAGUCGGCGCUGAAGGACCUCGAGAAGGCGCUCGCGCCUCACCCGCACACGCCCCGACCCGGCGGCAUCCCGUCGGGCCUCUCGAAGGCGCUGACCGAGGGCAUUAAGAACCGGGCGCCGCUGCGGAGCAUAUCGACGCCGCCGCCGACGGCCCACGGCCACACCGAGCAGCCGCACCGGAUGGGCUGGAUGGGCGUCGUGCAAGAGCUGCAGAGCUCGCCGCUGAUGCACAGGCGACACGCCUCCAUCGAGAUGGCGAUGCGAUCGCCCCCGCCCAUGUCGCCCCUGGGCAGUCCGCUCGGCGGCAGCCCGCCGCAGCUGACCCCGGAGACGGACAACGAGCGCUUCCGCGAAGCGAUGCGCGCAAUCCCCGAAGACGAGAUCUGACGCCGUCGGCAAUCUUGACGAUCUCAAGACGAGCUUCUCGUACACGACAUUUACGAUGCGCGGAUUCUAGCUUCACGAUUCAUGGUUACGAAAUUUCACGGCAUUUAAUUUGUUACCGGAGGAGUUCAAGGUCACUUCACUACAGAGAUACCCCUUUUCUUUCCUUUCCCUUCCCUCCCUUUCCUUUUCACCCCUGUCCCUUUUCCCGUCUUUCCUUUGCUUCACAGUUUUUUUUUUGUUUUCGUUUUUUCAGCAGUACGGGCGCCAAGCGACCGCGUCACGACAGACAUGCUCCGAAUUUGUAAUCGUUUAAUCUGCUUUCGACAGAAGACCUAUCACGUCCUACUUAGAUGAUCCGUUCGUCCCCUUUUUUGUCCCUCUCUUUUUAUCUCCGGGUUGCGCGAGCGUAUCAGUCGGAAUACGUGGACGGUGAUGGCUGGACGGGAAGACUAUGUAGAUUGGGAUCGGCUGGUGGGGGGGGGAUGGUCUAGGUGGCUGGCUACAGGGAGGAGUCGACCCAGAUAGCGUCGACGACCCCGUCGUCACCCUAGCUAUGUCAGCUAGUAUUGAUUUGUUUACAAACUUCAUGGUUUUAUGUGUCGAU